Messenger RNA from Plutella xylostella (diamondback moth), 855 nucleotides. RefSeq names its product cyclophilin A (gene Cypa). The record is from RefSeq and is a predicted model, not a curated record. Gene Ontology annotation, biological process: protein peptidyl-prolyl isomerization; protein folding. Gene Ontology annotation, molecular function: cyclosporin A binding; peptidyl-prolyl cis-trans isomerase activity. Gene Ontology annotation, cellular component: cytoplasm. Lineage: Eukaryota; Metazoa; Arthropoda; Insecta; Lepidoptera; Plutellidae.
UCGUUCAACUCCAUUUCCGCCCGGCAUUUCGGUUCGGCUGCGCCCUCGUCAUUUCGCCAUUGUAGUUUUCAUUUGAAAGCGCCUUGUGACUGUGGUUUCAAAACUAGCACAAAAUGGGAUUACCUCGAGUAUUCUUCGAUGUCACCGCUGAUGGUUCAGCUUUGGGACGCAUUGUUGUUGAGCUGAGGAAUGACGUGACCCCCAAGACGUGCGAGAACUUCCGCGCGCUGUGCACCGGCGAGAAGGGCUUCGGCUACAAGGGCUCCACCUUCCACCGCGUCAUCCCCAACUUCAUGCUGCAGGGCGGCGACUUCACCAACCACAACGGCACCGGCGGCAAGUCCAUCUACGGGGAGAAGUUCCAGGACGAGAACUUCGUCCUCAAGCACACCGGCCCCGGAGUGCUCUCCAUGGCCAACGCUGGACCCAACACCAACGGCUCCCAGUUCUUCAUCACCACCGUCAAGACCACCUGGCUGGACGGCAGACACGUCGUGUUCGGCAACGUCGUGGAGGGCAUGGACGUGGUCAAGCAGGUGGAGGCCCUCGGCUCCCAAUCCGGCAAGCCCACCAAGAAGGUUGUCAUCGCGGACUGCGGACAGCUUUCUUAAAUUUUAACUACAUUUACACUACUUGUAACACAAUAUUAUUAAGUUUACCAAAAUGUCCUCCUAAUUAAAUAUACCUUCCCAGUCAUAAAAUGAAAAGAAAAAAGCAAAGUUACUAUGUAUCUAUGGGUCAUUCCAAUUAAUAAUUUUAAGAAAUUAUAGCUGCAGUUUAGGUCACCAUUAAUUAGGAAUUGCAUUUAUUUCUGAGCAUUGUCUAUUCAGAAUAAAUUAACUUAUAUAACAUAAA